AUGAAAGCGCCGAAGAAGGGCUCAAAGAAAGCCGUUUCUAAGAGCGUCUCCAAGACCGGCAAGAAGAAGAGGAAGACCAGGAAGGAGAGCUACGCCAUCUACGUGUACAAGGUCCUGAAGCAGGUCCACCCCGACACCGGCAUCUCGUCCAAGGCCAUGCUGAUCAUGAACUCGUUCGUGAGCGACAUCUUCGAGCGCAUCGCCGGCGAGUCCUCCCGUCUGGCUCACUACAACAAGCGCUCCACCAUCACCUCCAGGGAGAUCCAGACCGCCGUCCGCCUGCUGCUGCCCGGUGAGCUGGCCAAGCACGCCGUGUCUGAAGGCACCAAGGCCGUGACCAAGUACACCAGCUCCAAGUAAACCCGCUGAUACACCCAGCAACACAAAGGCCCUUUUCAGGGCCACCCACUGUUUACACUAAGAGCUUUCUUCCUGUUAAUAAGUCAGUUUAGCUACUGUUAAUGUUCAAUAUUCUGUACUCUUCUGUCUUCUAACUCAAGAACCUGUCUUGAUGGCUUUAGUAGCCAAUAAUAUAGCCUAUAUAUCAUUUUGUCUUGUUGCACUGGACACUAGAACUCAGUAGAAGCUGCUCCUGUAUGGGGCAUAUGACUUGCAAUAAUUCCUAGAGUUUACCAUUAAAGCUAAUUAUUCUAGAGGCCAGAACUUUAAGUUGACAUAUAAUAAUGUCAUGGCCUUUCGGUUGGUUAGUUAAAUUCCAAUGUUUAGAAGUUAUACUAUAUCAUUAACACAAAUAAAUGUAAAAACACUCAAUGUAACUUCAAAAUCCGGUGCCCGUCCCGGUUUUUAUCCACUAGAUGGCGCCAUUGGUCGCGUUACAAGUAAAGCUCCAAAGUGGGAGUGUAGGCUACUCAGAUCCACAGUAUCAAUAUCCCAAUAUAAAAAUACUUCAUUACAUGCAAAGGAAAUCCAGAAAAUGUAAACAAUUUUCAGUGUAAAACAGAUACAAUCCCUUUGUACAAAUAAUGGUAUUAGAUCCAUAUGUAAUAGCCUAUAUUUGACACACAGCGUUUCUGCUUAAGAGUGUACACAGGUUAAACCGGUUUAAAACUAAUUUUAUUAUUGUGUUAACCUCAGACUCCUUGUCUGUAUUUCAUGUUCUCUGAGGAACAUAUAGAAUAUGUAAUUUUCAAUUACUUAACAAUGUACAACCCUCCUUCACAUUUAUAUUACACACUUGUGGACCCGAGGAUAAUAAAAGUGUCCUCUUCCUA
Molecule: messenger RNA, 1232 nt
Organism: Micropterus dolomieu (smallmouth bass)
Lineage: Eukaryota; Metazoa; Chordata; Actinopteri; Centrarchiformes; Centrarchidae
Product: histone H2B 1/2-like
Exons: 1
Coding region: 1-360 (119 amino acids)
Cellular component (GO): nucleosome
Molecular function (GO): DNA binding; structural constituent of chromatin; protein heterodimerization activity
Source: RefSeq, a predicted model, not a curated record